UAGGUAGGUAUUUUUAAAAUAAUUUUAAUUGUAUCUGACUGAGUGUUUACCUACAUAAUAAUGUUGGUAUUUAUGAAUAAACGUUGCAACCGUGUAUACACGUGGGAGUGUGUUGUCCAAUGGGAAUAAGGCGGGUCGAGCAUGCGCGGUCAGUCUUCGCAGUCCUCCUCAGCGGUUCUUGUACGAGCGAGUCCGACGGGAGUGGCCGCGCAGACACGUCGCGUCGCAGCCGUCCCACCGCCGCCAAACGCUCGGAGCCCCGCGGGCCCCACGCCGGCGCCGCAAGCCGCGUGGUGCCACUCGUGCGUUCCGACCUCAACGCGCACCAUCACGUCUCGCGCCGCCCGCGCCGCACGCACGCGCGGGUCAAACGCGAGGCAGAGUCGGAAGCCGGGGACGUGAUCGAUCUAGGCGCGCCGCGCUUGCUGCUGCGGCGGACGGCAGCCGACCCCCGGCAGCCAGGCCGGCCGCGCACCCGGCCACCCUACACGCCCAACCCACGUCUGUACCCGGGGCCCCGGCCCAAACCCAAGCCAAGGCCCAAGCGUGCAGAAGCUCGCGGAAACGAAGGCCGCGGCAGGCGCCGCAACCGCGUGUUCCGGCGACCAGUACCGAACGCGCGCUUGUACCGGCCCGCGCCCCCGCGCCCCCCUCCCCCGCCCGCCUGGCCGCGCGCUACUUGGCCGCCGCCUGUGCCUGGCGCGCGACUCGAAACCGCGUCCCGCGUCGCCUUGCGCUUCAGCGAGCAACGGCGCGGUUCCCGUGCUCCACAGCGGUCGCUGCGUGCAACGGUUCGGGCCGAGUGCCCGCCGGCCCGAGCCGCUCGGUCGCCGGCGCGCCGGCCUUCCCCGGUGGCGGCGCAGCCCUCAGCGGCCGGCUCGCUCUCGCAGCCCUCGCGGCGCCUGGUGGUGACUCUGCCGGCGCCGCCCAGCGGCUCCGUCUCGCCGCCGCCGCGCUACCGGCCCGCGAGCGAGCACUUCCGGCUGCGCUCGCAGAACACGGAGUCGGGCACGUCCACCCCGGUGGCGGGCCGGCGGAGUCUGAACUCUCCUCCGCUUCCCGCCGCGCCCGCCAUGGACACCGGGAAUAGACACUCCACCAGCCCGGAGGACUGUUCCGAUGGCAAUGAGACCUUGUCCGCGCCCAGCGAGUUCCUGGCGGAGUUCCUGUCGGCGAUCAUGCGGCGCCAGUACGCGGAGGCGCUGAAGUACUGCCGCCUGAUCCUGCAGUACGAGCCGCACAACGCCACGGCGCGCGGCUUCUACCCGCUGCUGCAGCACAAGCUGCGCGCGCAGCCCCCCGCGCGCCGCCCCCUCACGGCGCCGCCCGCGCCCGGCGCCAUGCAGGAAAUGAUGGAGCAAGGCGCGGACGACUCGGACGGCCCGGCGUCGGGCUCGGCGUCGCGCUCCUCGUCCCGCUCGCGCGGCUCCUGCGCCUCGCAGUCCUCGCUGGAGCUCGACUCGUCGGACGCGCUGGCGCACUCCUCCGCCAGCGCCUCGCUCAGCCGCCGCACGGAGCACUCGGACACUGAGUGUGUUGCAGGCGCGGCGGGCUGCUGGGAGAGCACGGGCUCGGAGGACGACAACGGCAACGCGGCGGCGGCCGGGGGCGCGGGCGCGGGGGCGCGCGCGGCCGACGUGCACAACGACAACGUGCCGCGCGCGGACUCGGCGGCGUCGCUGCGGCGCCUGCGCGCGCAGUUCACGUGCUCCAUCAAGUGAGCGGCGCGGCCGUGCGCCGGUCCCGGCGUUGUCUUGUAUUAUAUGCGUCCGUUUUUCGUGUAGAGUUUGCUUUAUUUGUUGUUAGACUGUAUCUCUCUGUAGGACCAAUGGUGGAGCAUAUCUCUCUUGUACGUAAUUGUCGUCAUGUACUCGGUGUCUAGUAUCGCCCAGUGCGGCUACGGCCCACUGAUUCACUGUAUGCGCCUGCAACAACCGACCACGACCGACUAGCGCCCAUCGACUGGCUACAGUAGGUAGUCAGUGUGAACUGUGUGGGAUGCAGGCUGAUAAUAUUGCAAUACACUAGCAAACUCUUAAUGGCGUAUGUAUACCUAAAUACACAUUCGUGAGAAUCACGACUUGAAUGGUGAGUUAAAAGUACCCAAAUAGUGCAUUCGCGCCUAAUAAUUACGUCGUGAUUCGCGAAUCCGCGUUGGAAGCGGUUUUUCGGUCGCAAUAAAGUAUGGAUAGUAGGUAUAGUUUGCGACUGCAUUUGUAACCUAAUAACGAGGAGAAUGGCGAGCACGAAUGUGUCAAUAUAGGUACGUCGCGCAACGUAUGUAGCAGCAGACUGACUUGGUUAGUGGUACUUACUCGAGUCUACAGCACAGGCCUGCACGAGUCAACGACCGCCGUCUGUAGGCAGUACCUGUCGUCUGAUCGAGCUGAGUGUAACGAGAAGACUGAAUGAAGUGUCCCGUGCAGUGCACCCCGACUGACGGUCCACAUACUCCUGCGUUUGCAGCAUGGCAACAUUUGGUCGAGGCGGGGCUGGGGUAAAUUCGCGCAUUGUGUAUUUCCUCUUUAUAUCAUGGUUAUAAAGAUAUAUGUGUCCACUUGAAUGGCAUGGAAUGUGACCAAUGUAUGACAAUAGACUCACCCCCUAUCACAUGGGACUUAUAACACAAAUAGUGAAAAGUGGGUGUACAUUGUGUAGCGGUAUUACGUGCCGUAAUGUGCACCUCUUGCCUACCCCUUCGGGGAUAAAAGGCGUAACGUUAUAUUAUAAUUGAAGAAUAUAUAUGCCUUUGUCGACUUGAAAAAAAAAAGUUAAUUUAAGAACAAUUUAGGUUAAAUGUGUGACAUAAUAAGAAAAUACACAAAAUGCGCCAACUUACCUCCGUCGUGACAAAAUGUUCCCACGGUGCGUGCCAGGUUUUAUAAUUAUUGAUACAUAAGCAUUAGUUUUGGGGAAAACAAAACAUAAACCAAUGUCAGGUACAGAACAUUUACUUCGAUCUGAUGUAAAUAUUAUUUAUAUACGUGUAAGUACAUACCAAGUAUUAUGAAUUGUACGGUUAGUAGGUAGGUACCUAUCUCAUCGGAAAAUGUAGUACCUGUAAACAAUCUGCCGCAUCAGUGAGGUUACUGGGCUCUUGUUGACAUGCUCUAACGUUCUCAAAAAGACACAAGAGUGCGAAGAAGUCAGCAGUUAGACUUGAGUUGGAAUGUUCAGUACUCGGAAGUGAGUGCAGUGGAGGUACUAAAUAGUAACUGUAACGGCACUAAUGGCAUCACAUGUGGACUCCAGACCUGCAAGUUGCAACCCUCGCGAGGCCUACGGCUAGCCGAGCCAUUACAUUACAUAUUAUGCAAUUUGCUAGUACCUACCGACGAACCCUGUUUACUAUGAAACAUUAGGUAAGUAGUUAGGUACCGAACGACUCAGUAAAGGUAUAUAUUAUUUUGUAUGUUGUACAUAAAUACGGGCAUACUGUUUAUACCUAGGGUACGCAGCACUGCGCGCCGUGCGGCCUCUGCCGGAACUAUUGGGAUGACUACUGUGGAAUGGUGGAAUUAAACAUGUAUACCUAUCUGUUUGUAAAGAAAUAUAUCUUGUUAAAAUUA
Molecule: messenger RNA, 3569 nt
Organism: Spodoptera frugiperda (fall armyworm)
Lineage: Eukaryota; Metazoa; Arthropoda; Insecta; Lepidoptera; Noctuidae
Product: WAS/WASL-interacting protein family member 1
Exons: 6
Coding region: 120-1721 (533 amino acids)
Molecular function (GO): protein binding
Source: RefSeq, a predicted model, not a curated record